This is a messenger RNA of Peromyscus californicus insignis, 6945 nucleotides long. RefSeq names its product glutamate ionotropic receptor delta type subunit 2 (gene Grid2). Gene Ontology annotation, molecular function: transmitter-gated monoatomic ion channel activity involved in regulation of postsynaptic membrane potential; glutamate-gated receptor activity. Bases 393 to 3152 code for a protein of 919 amino acids. The record is from RefSeq and is a predicted model, not a curated record. The transcript has 16 exons. Gene Ontology annotation, biological process: monoatomic ion transport; modulation of chemical synaptic transmission; synaptic transmission, glutamatergic. Gene Ontology annotation, cellular component: plasma membrane; postsynaptic membrane. NCBI's taxonomy places the organism in Eukaryota, Metazoa, Chordata, Mammalia, Rodentia, Cricetidae.
GGGGGUGCCCAAGUUGCGGCGGAGCUGGGACCCGCCACCGCGGCCCCCGCGCGGCCACGGCCACCUUCUGAGCGCCAGCCUCGCCCCCUGUCCGAGAGCAGCCAAGGCUGGAUACAUUUUUAAAAAGCCCAACUGCAAACAACUCCGGCGAUGCCAAAAUUCCCCUCCGAGUGACAGGGCUUGGGAGGAGGCUGCCUCCGGCUGUGCUAGCUCUCGGGUCGCCUGUGCCUCCUUGGCGACUAAGAAAGACUGUGCACUGGCGAGAGGGAUUUGGAAAUUAGUGGGAAAGCUGCACUCAACUCUAUCGUGACCUCAAACUCUGUGGACCGGUUAAAAGAAUAUCUACAUAUUGGACGCAAAGUCGUGGUCAAGGAAGAUCUCUGCAUCGGAGGAUGGAAGUUUUCCCCUUGCUCUUGUUUCUGUCCCUCUGGUGGUCUCGAACCUGGGACCUGGCGACCGCUGAUUCCAUCAUCCACAUCGGAGCAAUUUUUGAUGAAUCUGCUAAAAAAGAUGACGAGGUGUUCCGCACAGCAGUUGGUGACCUCAAUCAGAAUGAAGAAAUCUUACAGACAGAGAAAAUCACAUUUUCAGUGACAUUUGUUGAUGGCAACAACCCUUUUCAAGCUGUUCAAGAAGCCUGUGAACUCAUGAACCAGGGCAUCUUGGCCCUAGUCAGCUCCAUUGGUUGCACAUCAGCUGGGUCCCUGCAGUCUUUGGCAGAUGCCAUGCAUAUUCCACACCUCUUCAUUCAGCGCUCAACCGCUGGGACCCCAAGAAGUGGCUGUGGUCUCACCCGGAGCAACAGGAAUGAUGACUAUACUCUUUCAGUUCGUCCUCCUGUCUACUUGAAUGAAGUCAUCCUAAGAGUAGUCACAGAGUAUGCAUGGCAGAAAUUCAUCAUCUUCUAUGACAGUGAAUAUGAUAUCCGUGGGAUACAGGAGUUUUUGGACAAAGUAUCCCAGCAGGGAAUGGACGUUGCCCUUCAAAAGGUGGAAAACAACAUCAAUAAAAUGAUCACCACCCUCUUUGACACCAUGAGGAUAGAGGAGUUGAAUCGCUACCGAGACACUCUUAGGAGAGCCAUCCUUGUUAUGAAUCCUGCCACAGCCAAAUCCUUCAUAAGUGAGGUGGUGGAGACUAAUCUGGUUGCUUUUGACUGUCACUGGAUCAUUAUAAAUGAGGAAAUAAAUGAUGUGGAUGUCCAGGAACUUGUCAGAAGGUCCAUUGGAAGGUUAACAAUUAUUCGGCAGACAUUUCCAGUCCCCCAGAAUAUAAGUCAGCGCUGUUUCCGUGGCAACCAUCGAAUCUCUUCAACACUGUGUGAUCCCAAGGAUCCCUUCGCACAGAAUAUGGAGAUUUCUAACCUUUACAUCUACGACACGGUGCUUCUGCUCGCAAACGCUUUCCAUAAGAAGCUGGAGGACCGCAAGUGGCACAGCAUGGCGAGCUUGUCCUGUAUCAGAAAAAACUCGAAGCCCUGGCAGGGAGGGCGAUCCAUGCUGGAGACCAUCAAGAAGGGUGGAGUUAAUGGAUUGACUGGAGAGCUAGAAUUUGGAGAAAAUGGAGGUAACCCCAAUGUGCACUUCGAAAUUCUUGGAACCAACUAUGGAGAAGAACUUGGCAGAGGUGUCCGUAAACUUGGGUGCUGGAAUCCUGUCACGGGUCUGAAUGGGUCACUGACUGACAAGAAACUGGAGAACAACAUGCGGGGCGUGGUUCUUCGUGUGGUGACUGUACUGGAGGAGCCUUUUGUAAUGGUCUCUGAAAAUGUCUUGGGAAAACCGAAGAAAUACCAAGGCUUCUCCAUUGAUGUUUUGGAUGCCCUAUCUAACUACCUGGGUUUUAACUAUGAAAUUUAUGUUGCACCGGACCACAAAUAUGGAAGCCCACAGGAAGAUGGGACUUGGAAUGGAUUGGUAGGAGAACUUGUUUUCAAGAGAGCUGACAUUGGGAUUUCUGCUUUAACUAUUACUCCAGACAGAGAGAAUGUUGUGGAUUUUACAACACGUUACAUGGACUACUCAGUGGGGGUCCUACUUCGAAGGGCAGAAAAGACAGUGGAUAUGUUUGCCUGUCUUGCACCAUUUGAUCUGUCUCUGUGGGCCUGCAUUGCUGGCACAGUCCUUCUUGUGGGACUACUGGUCUACCUCUUGAACUGGCUUAAUCCCCCACGAUUGCAAAUGGGAUCAAUGACAUCUACUACACUCUACAACUCUAUGUGGUUUGUGUAUGGAUCCUUUGUUCAGCAAGGUGGGGAAGUCCCAUACACAACUCUGGCAACCCGAAUGAUGAUGGGGGCAUGGUGGUUAUUUGCUCUGAUUGUCAUCUCCUCAUAUACAGCAAACCUUGCUGCUUUCCUCACUAUCACCCGCAUCGAGAGCUCCAUCCAGUCUCUUCAGGAUCUGUCCAAGCAAACAGAUAUCCCUUACGGCACAGUCUUGGACUCCGCAGUGUAUCAGCAUGUCCGCAUGAAGGGGCUGAAUCCUUUUGAGAGGGACAGCAUGUAUUCCCAGAUGUGGAGAAUGAUCAACCGAAGCAAUGGGUCAGAGAACAACGUUCUGGAGUCCCAAGCAGGCAUCCAAAAGGUAAAAUAUGGAAACUAUGCUUUUGUAUGGGAUGCAGCUGUAUUGGAAUAUGUGGCUAUCAAUGACCCAGACUGCUCCUUCUACACCGUUGGGAAUACUGUUGCUGACCGGGGGUAUGGGAUCGCCCUGCAGCAUGGCAGCCCCUACCGAGAUGUCUUUUCACAAAGGAUCCUGGAGCUGCAGCAGAGUGGAGACAUGGACAUCCUCAAGCACAAGUGGUGGCCUAAGAAUGGCCAGUGUGACCUGUACUCCUCAGUAGAUGCGAAACAGAAGGGAGGAGCCCUGGACAUCAAGAGCCUGGCAGGCGUGUUCUGUAUUCUGGCCGCGGGGAUCGUGCUCUCCUGUCUCAUAGCGGUGCUGGAGACGUGGUGGAGCCGGAGGAAGGGCUCGCGGGUCCCAUCCAAAGAGGCUCCAGCCCUGCCAAAUGAAACCGAAAUGUCUGAAAGAAGCCAUGCUUGGCCAUUAAGGCCAUGUUUGAAACUUGGCAGUAAUACCUGGAAAAACCAGGCAUCCAGCCAUGACCUGCACCAGUCUUCACAACUAGGAAGGCCUCUUGAUGACCCAUAACCUCUACCAGCCCCGGAGCUACUGAGCCCUUACCCACCUCUUGAUUUCAGGACUCAUUGGGUCCUGAGUACCACAAACUGGUGAGCUGAUAUACUGUCUCCUAAAUUUAAAAUUCUUCUUCCAUUCAAGAAGUUGUCUUCACCAGGCUGUAACACCUGCUACACUUCCCCUGUUGAAGAGUAGCAAAUGACUGCUGCUUUCGGCCACAGGUCCCGAGUCUAGCCUGGGCCAGCCCAUUAGGCUGGCAACGAUGAUCCUUGUUCAUCGUGGACUGUCUGUGGACUGCUUGCCUAUGUGUCCUGGUCAAAAGCAUUCACACUGAGGUCCAAGUCUGAAUCACAACAGUGUUGUCCUCUUGUCCCCAGUUUCCACCUGGUCAAGAUUCACCUGGGUCCUCAGGCUUGUGACGGCCAGGAUACAGGGAGAUGUGAAGGACCAAGGAGAAUGUGCCUUGGCAAACUUAACCAGAGAAAAAUAGAGCCCUCUUCCAACUCUCACUGAAUCAGUUUUGACAAUGAUUAAUCAUAUUUUGUCAGAGAUUCCUCUCCAUAUUACUAAAAUAAUACCAUAUUCAUAUUUACCACACGUCUAAUUUUCUCCACGCUAAAAGACAUUGCCUUUACUCAGAGACCAAAACGUAGACGUUUUCAAUGGAUUCUUGGCUAAUGGAGAACCUCUGACUUGAAUCCAUAAAAAGUGGAUCUUUUUCAUUGUAAACAAGGGUCACUUGGAUGCUGUUCUCUACCUUAAGGUUGUAGUGCUGGCAUGUUUCACCCUUCCACCAAGACAACUGAGUUUCCCCCAGGCCUAUUCCAUGCAAACAACCUCUUCCCAACAAAAUUUGAAAGCAGUUUAUGAAACAUGCAAAGAGCUUAACUUUUAAAAGGAUCUAGCACUGCAUUGAAUUCUGGGAAUAAAAUGAGUAAGUCAUGUUCUUGCCCUGAGAAGUUUACAAUCCAAUGAGGAGGUGAGAGAAGUUAACCUGCUGUGUGCUGUAGCAGUGCACUAACAGCCAUGAGAAUUACACCUCUGCUCCUUGACCCCAGGGAGCCCAGGAUGACUCCUCCAUGAUCUUCUAAUAUUCAGAGUUGAAAGCCAGCUUGCAGGCAUCCUGUUCCUUUGGAGCCCCUGCAAGUAGUGAUCCAGAAGCCUCUAGUCACCGGAGCAUUAGUUCUAAGCCACCUGACUUGGAAACAAGUUUUAUGUCUACUUACAGAGCACUUUUUCCAAUCUGCAAUCAAACUGGAAACUCUUACAGGUAAAAAGCAGACUGAAAGGUCAGAAGACAUGGUAGCAAGUUUGGGUCCUUCUAUUUACUAUGACGAAGGGCAAAUCACUUACACUCUGUGGUCUUUGGUGUCGAUCUUUGAAGAGUAAAAAUAAAAGUCUUAUCUACUGUUCCUACCUCACAAGAUUGUUGUGAGAAGUGAGACUGUAAAAGCAGCUUGUUAGCUGUCAGUUCUUAAUCACCAUAGGUUCCCGAUCCUUACUACCAAAUACAAUACCAGCAUUUGUCACAAGGACAUACGCUUACCCAGUCUUUACCCUGCACCAUGGAAUGGUACAAAGAAGAUCAAGGUUCAAGGUCAUCACUUCCUGGAUAUCUGGUUUUCACAUGGAAAUGCUAAUGCUUUCCAGAAUGACAAAGGUAAAGUUUAAGGAGCAAAGCCAGGACCCUACUGCCACAGAGACACCCCACCAUUAACACAAGGCUAUAAUGGGCCUGCCAGCCUCCUUCACAGAAGGCUAUCCCUAAGGCUUAUGGCAGAGAAUUCAUCCUUGGUUCCAGGAAAGCAGUCACACUGUGAUAGUUCUUGGUAUCACCUUGGCUACCACUGCCUGAGGAAUCACCAACCUCUCUAAUGAAGCACAGGCCUCCCCAAAUAAAGUGAUGGAUUAUUCAAAAGGGACAUUAACCCAGAUAAACAAAGUACACGCUGUUCACGACUGCCUGAUCUAUUACAACUGGACUAGCAGGGGAAAUUUCUAGAUAUGAAUUAAAGCAAGAAUGUGAUGACAUGUUUCUUCUUAUAUCAUUUUUAUCCCUCACAUCAAUUUAGCUUUUAGCAUUAUGAUUCUUACUUGUCUGUUCUCUAACUAUCCAACAGACUAAAGGUAAAAUUUGUUCCUGAUAACAACUCUUAAAUAUCCUGUUUAUACACACACACACACACACACACACACACACACACACACACACACACACGCACACACGCACACAGAGGCACAGGCACAUGUACAUUCCCAAACACAGGCACACGAACAUACACACAAACAGGCACAAGCACCUGUGCAUGCAUACAUACACAAGUGCACAUAUAUAAACGCAUAGGCACAGACAUAUAUAUGCACAAAGGGCAAAGGCACAUGUAUGUACAUAUGUCUGUCCACCCAGGCACAUACACACACAUCACAUCACAUCAUUAAGCCGAGGAGCAGGGAAGAAUGCCACCAUUUUCUUGUCUCUAUGCGUGGCCAAGCCUGAUUGGACUUUCCUGCUGGUGAUUUAACAUGGACUCUGGAUUAGCUGAUCUGAUUUAAGUUCAGUAUUACCAAAGAUGUCCUAAUGUACCCCAGCCAGGCAGUGGUGGCGCACGCCUUUGAUCCCAACACUUGUGAAGCACAGGCAGGCAGAUCUCUGUGAGUUCGAGGCCAGCCUGAACUACAGAGUGAGUUCCAGGAAAGGUGCCAAAGCUAUACAGAAAAACCCUGUCUCAAAAAACAAACAAACAAACAAACAAAAACCCUGACUCCAUUUUAGCCUUAUGUAGAAGUUUAAGUGGAAGUCACAAUCUGAUGGAGCACUGAUACCAACAAUCCUUUAUCAAAGGGAGAGCUUUCCCCUAAAAAUCCAUGAGCUUCUCCAAAGCUCAGAACACAGUUCCAUGUUCCCCAAGAAUAGCUUCAAUUUUCUCUCAGUGUCAUCUUGGAUCAAUACAGUGAUGGUUAUGUACAGAAGGUCUGACAGAAUUGUGACCCAGAAUACUCACAGACCCCAAACAGAUAACUUUCUAUUGUCCUACUUCUGCAAGAUCCUAGAGCAAGGAAGGAAGGUUAAAAAAAAAUCCAUUCAGCAACGAUCUCAGCUUUCAAUCGUUUUUUAAUGUAGGGUAGGAAAUAAUCUACAGUCUCCUCCUUGUUGUGUGUGAGAUUAGCUAACCAAAUACAACAUCCAGAGGGCUGAAGAGUCCUUAAGACAUUGACACUGCAGUUUCAGUACCUAAAACAAGUUGAAAAUUUCAAACAAUGUCUUCUAUUAUAGUUCAUAAUCACCACUUGCUUCGGGAAGAAAGCCAGGCAGACUCAAAGCAGCAGCCACCCAAGGUCAGAGGCACUGGGCCAAAGGACCCAGCAAAGAGCAGACCUGAGCCAGGAGGGAAAGCUGUCACUGCAGUGGCAGCCCAUGCUGAUGGAACAAGAUGUUCUACAGGUCAGUGGGGGCUGAGGAAGAGCAGACAGAUCAGAGCAGGGAGGCAAAUGAAGAUGUUGGAACAGGUAUCAGGGUGAUGAAAACUAGGCAGAAGCUGCGUCAUGCACUCCACAUAGCAUUUGUCUCAUAGUAGCCUUUCUUGUGACUUCCAGGAUUGUGUCAUAGUUGCUCUCUGUGAAUUAAAAUUCUCACUGUUACUGACGUUGCUUAACCUAGCCAAUCCAGAACAGAGAACGCGUCCUCAUCCCAGGCCUAGACACACUUUUGUUACAUCCUGGUUGAUGUAAUUUUCUUUUACAGAGAUUUUUAAUUUGUUCAUAAAUCUUUAAUGUUAUUUUAUCAAUAAAAUUUUGUCAAUAAAUA